Debaryomyces fabryi is the source of this 981-nucleotide messenger RNA. RefSeq lists its product as uncharacterized. The transcript has a single exon. Gene Ontology annotation, biological process: P-body assembly; cytoplasmic stress granule assembly. Bases 1 to 981 code for a protein of 326 amino acids. Gene Ontology annotation, molecular function: mRNA binding. Gene Ontology annotation, cellular component: P-body. Lineage: Eukaryota; Fungi; Ascomycota; Pichiomycetes; Serinales; Debaryomycetaceae. The record is from RefSeq and is a predicted model, not a curated record.
AUGUCUCAGUAUAUUGGAAAGACUAUUUCUUUGAUUUCUAACAAGGGACUUCGUUAUGUCGGAUUAUUAGAUAACAUUAAUGCUGAUGAUGCUACAGUUGCGUUAAAAUCGGUUAGAUCGUUUGGUACCGAGGGUAGAAUGGCUGCUAGUGGUAAUGCAAACCUUGAAGUUCAUCCAGGGACCGAUGUGUAUGAUUAUGUUGUUUUCAGAGGGUCUGAUGUUAAGGAUUUGACUGUUUUGGAUACUCCGAUUGAUCAAGUGAAACCAGAGCCUUAUACACAAGCUCCAGCAGCGGGUGGGUAUCCAGCAUACCAACAACAACCACAAACUCAAACACAACAACAGCAAAAUCAAAGUACACCAGGUCCUACUGCAACUUCUGCAGCACCAGCACAGGCAGCAGCGGUUCCGACUCAAACGGCAGCACCUAAACAAAGAGCCCAAAGACCUUCUGAAAAGCAGACUCAACCACAGGCUCCAACACCAUCGCAAACGCAACAAAAGCCACAACCUCAAGCUACUCCAACGUCAGAUCGUGCAGAGGAAACAAAGAGGGAAGAAGCUGCAUCGCCAGCCCAACCAAGACCGCAAGAACACCCACAAUCCGGUUUACAAAAGAACGCCUCUAAAGUAACUAAUGUGCCUGAAACGGCUUUUGACUUUGAAUCUGCAAACGCAAAGUUCUCGAGGGACUUAGAUUCAGAAAAGGAAGCGGAACAGCCAAUGUACAAUAAACAAUCGUCAUUCUUUGACAACAUUUCAUCAUCUGCUGAUGAAAAGAAUACUAUGAGGUGGGCCGAAGAGAAGAGUCUUAAUUUGGAUACUUUUGGUGAAUCCUCAGUCAACCAUAGAGGUAGAGGAAGAGGUAGAGGAAGAGGCAACUGGAGAGGAGGUAGAGGCAACUGGAGAGGAGGCAGAGGUAGAGGUAGAGGUGGUAAUAGAAGCAAUAAUGAUUAUAACAACAAACCUGAAUGGGCCUGA